GGUAGACGCAUGACCCGUCUUCCUCCUCUGUGCCACCUCGUCGCCAAUAGCCUCACCGCCACCACCACUAAUACUAUGCUCGGUCGUCUCUGCUGUUUGACUUGUCUAUCAAAUAUCUAGCAAUGCUCGCUCGAUGACGUCCCGGUUACCUCACUUGCCACUCAUCAAACUCACUGAGUUCGUAACCACCUACUUUCACCAUCCUUCUAAAGCAAUCGAUAUUGAAGGCCCGAAACCUCAUAUUUGUAACCCUAAUCCCUCUUGCCACCGCCGACCUCGACCACCGUCCAUGCCUGCGUGGUGAAGUUCCACUCCCUUUAUUAUGCCCGAACGGGAGGAAGAAGCAGCAGCUCGCAGCUUAACUGUGUCUCACGUGGACACGUGUUCUUGCGCUCCUUGCUAUCGUAAGCACGCAAUAUUCUUUCUACACUAUGAUGUGCCCCCACCGCCAGCGACUCCGGCUCUUGCAGCGAAAAACGAUCGACGACCACCAGACACCAGUCCAGUCCAGUCCAGUCGUCGACCCACAGCUUCCACACCAGGAGAAACAGGGGCAUUAACCCGCCCGGCCGGCUCGCACACCGCACGCGCACAGGCACAGGCACAGCACGGCACACGCGCGCGCGCGCACCGCAGACAAGACCGGAACGCGCAGCGCGGGGCAGACGGCAGACGCGCUCGUAGUCGUGGACUCGUAGCCGCGGCCGCAGCAGCUGUUGCACCGACCACCUCCCUCCCGCGCCUCGGGGAUCGAGCUCUCGCUGGGAGGGACGGAGCACCAGAAGGCGAUGCCCUUUUGGUGGCCGAGGAGGAGGUCCAGGCCGAGCUCCAAGCGCAAGGACGGGCCCGUGCCGGCCUCCGCCUCGGCUUCCUGCUCGCCUCGCCACUCCGUCGACGUCGUCGUUCCACCCACCGCGUCGCCGUCGGCCCAGUGGGAGCGGACAUGGACGCGCAGCCUCGGCUCCCCGGCGCCGCGGGGCGCGGAUAGGGCCGCCGCCGCUGCCGCCACGCUAUGCGGCGGCGGCGGGUCAGGACCAGCUGGGGGACCGGCGGCUUGGCGUGGGCAGGGUUUACCGCUCCCGCGCCCUGCCGUGUACAAAUCGGCGCGCGGUGGCUCGCCGGUUUCGAGCGGGAGCUCGUCGGAGUCAGAUGAGGUGGUGGAUAACACGAAUUACAGGUAUGCGGAUCCAUUUGUACAUCCUGGAGCAAGAACUAUGCCACCUGAUGCACAUAAGCGCACGACAGAAGAAAAACACCGUGUUUCAUGUAGUGCUCCGCCUCCGCGUGAGCACCAUAAGUUUUUUGAGGUGCCUGUAUCCAAUGCCGGAGAAGUUCAUUUGCAAAGCUAUGAAGCUGCAACUACUGGGACUACUUCGCGUGGUAGAGUGUUUCAUAAAAAUGCUCGUGCAAGAACGAGGAGUCUUUCCCCAGGACCAAGAGGGCAGGAUUUUGCUUCCAGUUUUGCAACUCCAGGAGACCUUGGGGUUAGUUCAAGGUCAAUGGUUAAAAUGAUGGAUGAUCUAAAGAGUCAGUCUCAACCCAUUUUUGCGAGCAGUCUGUCUCAACCCUUGCCUCGUCCUCCGGCACGUAUUGCUAGCUGUCCCAUUCCUUCAUCUCCCAUUGCUUCUGCCCAAUCCCAAUCACAGUGGAAAAAGGGGAAGCUGUUAGGUAGCGGCACAUUUGGUCAGGUUUACCUUGGAUUCAACAGUGAAAGCGGAAAGUUUUGUGCAAUAAAAGAGGUACAAGUUAUUUUGGAUGAUUCAAAGUCAAAAGAACGCCUCAGACAAUUAAAGCAGGAAGUAGACAUGCUUAGACAACUCUCACACCAAAACAUUGUGCAAUACUAUGGAAGUGAACUGACUGAUGAGUCACUGUCCAUCUAUCUUGAGUAUGUUUCUGGAGGUUCAGUCCAUAAACUGCUUGGAGACUAUGGUCCUUUUAAGGAACCUGUGAUUCGUAACUAUACUCGGCAGAUUCUUUCUGGACUUGCCUACUUGCAUGGUAGGAAAACUAUGCACAGAGACAUAAAAGGAGCAAACGUACUUGUUGGCCCAAAUGGCGAAGUCAAACUUGCUGAUUUUGGCAUGGCUAAACAUAUAACAUCUUUAGCUGAAAUACACUCACUGAGAGGAAGCCCAUACUGGAUGGCUCCUGAGGUUAUAAUGAACAAAAAUGGGUACAGUUUUGAAGUUGAUAUCUGGAGCCUUGGGUGCACAAUUAUUGAAAUGGGAACUGGGAGACAUCCUUGGCAUCAGUAUGAAGAUGUACCUGCAAUGUUUAAGAUAGUUAACACCAACGAUAUGCCAGAAAUCCCAGAGAGAUUUUCUAAAGAGGGGAAAGAUUUCCUUAGUUUGUGCUUAAAACGUGAUCCAGGGCAGCGCCCAUCUGCAACUCAGUUGCUGCGUCAUCCUUUUGUUCAAGACGAUCAGGUAAUAAGAGGGGCCGAAUGCAAUACCACUUUGAGAAAUGGACUAUCUUCACCUGCAGAGGCAUGUCAUAAAAAGUCCAACAAAGAACCUUCAUUGAAGAGAAGCAUUGCUCCUCUGCGGGACAUUGGAGGGCUAAGAGCGCGAGGUUUUAUGGGAUCUUCUUCAGCAUGCGUUUCGCCCCACAAAACUUCCAGUAGGCAUAUUGAUGUGAGAGCAAACAUGUCUCUCCCAGUGUCCCCAUGCUCAAGCCCGUUACGCCAGUUGAAGCAAUCGAACUGGAGCUCCCUUGCUUCCCCAUCACAUCUGGCAUUCUCCUCAGGAUCUUCAGCCCACAACCCAGUCAGUUACAUGCAAAACCAGAUGAGAGGAAGCGACCCAGUUCCAGAUCCAUGGCGCGACAUCAGCCAGAGACCACAAAGUCCAUAUGGCUCCCCAAAGAGAUUCUGAUUAUGACCUGUAGAGCUGUAGGAGACUAUCAGUUAUCGAUAUUUUUCACGGCAAAGUUAGGUGAUCCAGGAGACGUUGAUAAAUCCUUGGUAACUAGGAAUCCCGAUUGCUCAUGAUCUGAUUUAUUGUGUAGAUGAAAAAGAAGGUGUAGCUGAUGACUGUCAACUAUGUGCAAGUGUUGUAAAUGGUCAAUGUACAUCCUGUAUAGGUUAAAUAUGACGAUGACGAUGAUUCUGGAAUAAGGAUGUAUUUUUUUAUUCAUAUAAAUAAAGUCAGAGAAAUAUACGCAUCUGAAGUUUCUUC
Molecule: messenger RNA, 3179 nt
Organism: Sorghum bicolor (sorghum)
Lineage: Eukaryota; Viridiplantae; Streptophyta; Magnoliopsida; Poales; Poaceae
Product: mitogen-activated protein kinase kinase kinase 3
Exons: 11
Coding region: 789-2876 (695 amino acids)
Biological process (GO): protein phosphorylation
Molecular function (GO): protein kinase activity; ATP binding
Source: RefSeq, a predicted model, not a curated record